AUGGACAACCUUUCUUCUACAUAUGAUCUCUUGGGUUUAUCCACCAAAAGUACAGGUGGAAAGAUCUCAAAAGUUCGCUUCGACAAUACAAAACAGGAAUUUGAAAGUAAUGAAGUAUUAUUUGCUACAGGUUCUUGGGAUACUCCAAAGGAAAAUACAUUGCUAUUAUGGAAUGUUGAACAAGUUUCUUUUGGUUUGGGCGAACAACCAAGUUUAACAUUUUCAGUUCUCGGUAAAACAACUCAUGAAGGAGAUGUUACUGAUAUGCGAUUUAUUGGAGAUAAUAUCUUACUUACAUCAUCUUCAAAUGGAUCAUUAAAUGCCUUUCAAAUAAUAAAUACAAAUACAUCUGAUUUUAUGGACCAGUCCGUUGGAACUUCUAACUAUCAAUUACAAAUGAUUAUGAAUCGUCGAUUACACAGUUUCACCGACACCAAAAAUGCAUCACUUAAUAGUUUCGCAAUUAAACCACAUAGUAUAAAUGAUCCAUUAGUUGCAACCGUUGGAGAAGAUGGUAGAAUUGUGAUUGUAAGAAUUGAAGACUCAGUUAAAGAUCACGUCAUAGAAGAUGCUGAUGCCUCUUCAAUCAAAGCAAUUUUAUGGCCAAGAUCAAAUGAAAUUAUCUUAGCGAAUGGUUGUGGACAAUUGAGAAUAUUCGAUCCGAGAGAAAACAAACCUACAACAAUAUGUCAUGAUCCUAUUAAUAUCAGAGUACCAAUUAACUGUUUAGCAUUUCAUCCUUCCAAGGUACACAAAGUUGCGUCAGGAAAUAACAAAGGUGGUGUGACAAUAUGGGAUACAAGAAAAUUGACAGAACCGGAAAAACAUGCUCAACCACAUAAUUCUCGAGUGUGGGAAGUAUUUUAUCACCCAUAUUACCAAGAAUUAUUAUUUAGCUGUUCCGAAGACGGAACUAUCGGAGCUGUUAACUUUGCAGAUUUUACACCGACAUUUUCUUCUCAAGAUUCAAUGAAUGCUGUGAAGGGACAGAACGUAACCAUAAGAAAGAUUGGGUUCAAAUCUAAUGAACUUCCUAUUAAUUCUAUUGAUUAUCAUCCUCAUUCGAAAUUAUUGAUUAGUGGAGGAGAUAAUGAAAAUUUACUUUAUACACUCAUAUGAAAAUGAAGAUUAGAUGGACUUAUCUGAUAUGAUUAACCAUAAAUGAACUUUACUGAAAAUCAAGUACUUAUUUAUCACGUAUAUAACGUUUGGAAUCGACAAAAAAAAAAAAAUACAGACGAUCGUCAAUUUGCAUUUGAAUGACGGAGAUAUUCUAAAUUAUUAAUUAUUACGUAAAUGCAUCCGCAGAUUUACAAUUAAAAUUGCUGCGAUUUACUUUUAAAGCUUUUAACAAGUUUUUAACUCUGAUUUUAUGUAGAGAGCCUAAUUUGUAAUGUUUACAAUUAGAAACCUCGGAUCUUGUUCACUUGCAUAGAUCUUUGUUGACUAAACAUAUGCAUUAAAAAACAACUUUUUAACUGAUCCAAUUAAA
Rhizophagus irregularis DAOM 181602=DAOM 197198 is the source of this 1492-nucleotide messenger RNA. RefSeq lists its product as uncharacterized. Gene Ontology annotation, molecular function: protein binding. The record is from RefSeq and is a predicted model, not a curated record. NCBI's taxonomy places the organism in Eukaryota, Fungi, Glomeromycota, Glomeromycetes, Glomerales, Glomeraceae. Gene Ontology annotation, cellular component: nuclear pore outer ring.